CAUAUAUGUAUACAGGACUAGUGCGACGGAGCUUCGCCAGUUCGCUACUCUCCCUCCUACCUGCUAACAAAGUCCUGUAAUAUCCCGCCAUGCUGAAUCCAGGCCGACACCCUGGAAUAUGUUCUAUUUCUGCCGUGUCAUCGAAUGUCACUAUGGGGAAGGUACGACCGUCAUUUGUGAAUUCCAAGCACGCCAGAGUCACGGGACAAAAACGCCGCAGCCUUUACCCGAAGUACGCUGUUGUGGGUGUGGUCUUGUCAACUCUCUGCAAUCCUGUGUUGGGUGUCAUGGCGGUCUUUGCAUAUGUGCGAGCCAAAAACGCAUAUGCGCAUGGGCGUUUCGUGACGGCCGGUAGUUACAUGAACAUUGUUUUUAUUCUCGGAAUUAUCGGGAUUUCCAUGACUUUACUGGCAGCCGUAGUAAUUUAUAUCCAUAGUUCUGAAGAAUUCGUCCUUGUCGAUGAUGAAGUUGAAAUAAAAACGACUAAUUCAGCAACACCAAAAAACCUUGGUUACCUACACGGCAAACAUUUGUUCAGAAAGACUAAAGAAAAGAAAUUGAAAGAAGACGCCUUCCCGUUUAAACCUUCUUCCUCAGAACAGGUUAAAGUUAUUGGAGUUGUAUUUGAAACAAAUGCCACUCUUUUCAAAGGACAGGUACGGAAUAAAACGGAUAUGGAAAGCGUCGUCGGUACAAUGAUGGAAAAGGGUGAUGUCAUUCCGGCACUGAAGGAAACCAACCGCGAAAAGAUCAAGACCGUCAGAGAAAUGGACAACAAUAGCAGAGUGGUCAAGGAUGUGUAUGAUCUUACUGGUGGCCGGAGAGUAAGGGAAGCUGACAGGGCCAGGUCCAGAUGUAACUGUACAAAGAGAAGGAGACAGAGAGUGGACGCUUGCCAUCAGCUCCAGCAACUACUCAAGGGGAACUCGAUAAAAGUGCGGAUGAAGAUGAAACACCCUCUGUUCGGAUGGAAGCCUGUUACUAUUAAAAUCACGGACCAUACCGACUGUUUUGAAAUAUGAGAAACUGAAAUCGAACAGACAGAGCGACGAGAAACUGUUUUGGAAUACGUUGAAAAGAGUCCCGCUUCAUGACAGAGGUGCCCAUAGGAGAACUUCAACAUUACAGGAAUUAUUGUGUGUGUCUUGAGCCGAGAUAUGCUUUGUAUCAAGAACGAUCGUUGGACAGUUUUGUAGAGUUCCAAUCGGAUAAAUAGAUUUACAGUCGGAUAAGACAAUAUAAACAAAACUUUAUAGACAAAUAUUCUAAAACAAAAUAUGGCUGCCAAAAAAAUAUUACCCUGAUUUCGAUCGGUUAAUAAAUAAUUUCAGUAACCGAGAAGAAGAGUCAACCUCUCAGGUUGAUAAAAAAGACAUCGACCUCAUUUCAAGUCAAUUCAUAUACAUGUUUGUGUGGGUAUGUACUUUGUUGUAACGUUAGAAGUGAACAUUCAAAUCUGAAAUUCUGUCGGAUUACUUAGCAAUGAUUUUUGUAAGGCGUGUAUCUGAAACUUUUCAUCAACAUUAAAGCUUUAAAUACCCAAAUCAAUAUAAAUCUGAAGGCGUUGGACAGUGUACAUGAUAUGUUUUCAAACGUUGUAGGUUUAUAUACUUCUUAUAUCUAUGUCAUUAUUUCUUAUAUACGCGUGUAUCACAUUUUAUUGACCAUUUUUGUACAUUUAGUGGAUUUUUUCUAAUUUCUCUUCUUCUUAGGUUAAUUUCCUCUGAUUUCAAUUGUCAUGAUCUUUUCUUUCUCUUUUCUUUGAGUUCAAUUAUCAUGAUUUAGCUGAAAUGAUUUCUCUCACGAAGCAUAAUUCCUGUUAGCUGCACCAAAGACACAUGGUAACAAGCAGAUAUUAUUCUUUGUGCUCGAGCCAACUUUCUUAGUAACUUGUUAAAACCAUGUAACACAGUAAAAAGUCAAAUGUAAACAUUAAAAA
This is a messenger RNA of Mizuhopecten yessoensis (Yesso scallop), 1939 nucleotides long. RefSeq lists its product as uncharacterized. The coding region runs from base 90 to 1022 and encodes 310 amino acids. The record is from RefSeq and is a predicted model, not a curated record. NCBI's taxonomy places the organism in Eukaryota, Metazoa, Mollusca, Bivalvia, Pectinida, Pectinidae. The transcript is spliced from 4 exons.